Mus musculus (house mouse) is the source of this 5349-nucleotide messenger RNA. It is a transcript of the gene Ints7, whose product is annotated as integrator complex subunit 7. Bases 223 to 3123 code for a protein of 966 amino acids. NCBI's taxonomy places the organism in Eukaryota, Metazoa, Chordata, Mammalia, Rodentia, Muridae. The transcript has 20 exons. The record is from RefSeq and is marked validated. Gene Ontology annotation, biological process: snRNA processing. Gene Ontology annotation, cellular component: nucleus; cytoplasm; integrator complex.
CUCGCUCAGCCGCGGGAACCCAAGGUUCACAGGCUCCCUGAGCGCCUGCGCGGGGGGGCCCAGAGAGGAACUGGCGAACCGCGGGGCGACCGAGGCGCAUGCGUACACUGCCUGACAGCGCGCGGAGGGAAAAAUCCGCGAGACCGCGGCGGGAGAAGAUGGCGGUGCUGGGGUAGAGUUUGCAAUCUUUGUGACUGGGCGAGUCGGGUAACUGUCCGGGUCAUGGCGUCAAACUCAACCAAGUCGUUCCUGGCCGAUGCCGGCUAUGGCGAACAGGAGCUGGACGCUAAUUCCGCUCUUAUGGAACUGGACAAAGGACUGAGGUCUGGCAAACUCGGGGAGCAGUGUGAGGCAGUCGUGCGCUUUCCCAGGCUUUUCCAGAAGUACCCGUUCCCUAUCCUCAUCAACUCAGCAUUCCUAAAGUUAGCUGAUGUUUUCAGAGUUGGAAACAACUUCCUGCGGCUGUGUGUUCUCAAAGUGACGCAGCAAAGUGAGAAGCACCUGGAGAAGAUUCUAAAUGUGGAUGAGUUUGUGAAGAGGGUGUUCUCAGUGAUCCACAGUAACGACCCCGUGGCCAGAGCCAUCACUCUCCGGAUGUUGGGAAGUCUGGCGUCCAUCAUCCCUGAGAGGAAGAAUGCCCAUCACAGUAUCCGCCAGAGUCUGGAUUCCCAUGAUAAUGUAGAAGUCGAAGCUGCUGUUUUUGCAGCCGCAAACUUCUCUGCACAGUCGAAGGAUUUUGCUGUGGGGAUCUGUAACAAAAUCAGUGAAAUGAUUCAAGGCUUAGCUACACCGGUGGACCUGAAGCUGAAGCUGAUCCCGAUCCUGCAGCACAUGCACCACGAUGCCCUCCUGGCCUCCAGCGCCCGCCAGCUCCUGCAGCAGCUGGUCACGUCCUACCCCUCCACCAAGAUGGUCAUCGUGUCUCUGCACACUUUCACUCUGCUGGCAGCCUCCUCUUUGGUUGACACACCCAAGCAGAUUCAGCUUCUGCUGCAGUAUUUGAAGAAUGACCCCAGGAAAGCCGUGAAGAGACUUGCUGUUCAGGAUCUGAAGCUGCUUGCUAGUAAGACACCACACACGUGGAGUAAGGAGAAUAUUCAGGCACUCUGUGAGUGUGCACUGCACACUCCUUAUGACAGCUUGAAACUCGGGAUGUUGUCUGUCCUCUCUACGCUGUCAGGAACCAUUGCCAUUAAACAUUACUUCAGUGUAGUUCCCGGAAAUGUAGGCUCUUCCCCCAGAUCUUCUGAUUUAGUCAAAUUAGCUCAAGAAUGCUGUUACCAUAGCAACAGGGGCAUCGCAGCUCAUGGAGUGAGAGUGCUAACUAAUAUAACAGUGUCUUGUCAAGAAAAAGAUCUCUUGUCACUGGAGCAAGAUGCUGUCUUCGGCCUGGAAUCCCUUCUGGUGCUUUGUAGUCAAGAUGACAGUCCAGGUGCUCAAUCCACUGUGAAGAGUGCUCUCAGCUGUAUGGUGAAGCUGGCCAAGGGCCGGCCCCAUCUGAGCAGGUCAGUGGUUGACACUCUGCUAACUCAGCUGCACAGCUCUCAGGAUGCUGCCCGGAUCCUCAUGUGCCACUGCCUGGCAGCCAUUGCCAUGCAGCUCCCGGUACUGGGCGAUGGAAUGCUUGGGGACCUCGUGGAGCUCUACAAGGUGAUUGGACGAUCAGCCACAGACAAGCAACAGGAACUUCUGGUAAGUUUGGCUACUGUGAUUUUCGUAGCCAGCCAGAAAGCAUUGUCUGCAGAAGUGAAGGCGGUAAUCAAGCAGCAGCUUGAAAGCGUCUCCAGUGGGUGGACCGUGUACCGGAUUGCCAGGCAGGCUUCCAGAAUGGGCAACCACGACAUGGCUCGAGAGCUUUACCAGAGUUUGCUGACGCAGGUUGCAUCAGAACACUUCUACUUCUGGCUGAACAGUCUGAAGGAGUUCUCCCAUGCGGAGCAGUGUCUGACUGGGCUGCAGGAGGAUAGCUUCAGCUCAGCACUUUCCUGCAUUGCUGAGUCUUUGAAGUUCUACCACAAAGGGAUCGCCUCCCUAACGGCCGCCAGCACACCGCUGAAUCCUUUGAGCUUUCAGUGUGAGUUUGUAAAGCUCCGGAUCGAUCUCCUCCAAGCCUUCUCGCAGCUCAUUUGCACGUGUAACAGCCUGAAGACAAGCCCUCCCCCUGCCAUCGCCACCACCAUCGCCAUGACCUUAGGAAACGAUCUUCAGAGGUGCGGCCGGAUCUCCAAUCAGAUGAAGCAGUCCAUGGAAGAAUUCCGAAGCCUUGCUUCCCGGUACAGAGAUCUCUAUCAGGCAUCCUUUGAUGCAGAUUCGGCCACUCUGAGGAAUGUAGAACUCCAGCAGCAGAGCUGCUUACUGAUAGCUCAUGCCAUAGAAGCCCUGGUUUUGGAUCCUGAAUCAGCAAGCUUCCAGGAGUAUGGGUCCACGGGCGCUGCCCACGCCGACAGUGAGUAUGAGAGAAGAAUGAUGUCCGUGUACAGUCGCGUCCUAGAGGAGGUGGAGUCGCUUAACCGGAAGUAUGCCCCAGUUUCCUACAUGCACACAGCAUGCCUCUGCAAUGCCAUCAUCGCUCUGCUGAAAGUUCCUCUUUCAUUUCAGAGAUACUUUUUCCAGAAACUACAGUCUACCAGCAUCAAGCUUGCUCUGUCACCUUCUCCCCGGAGCCCUGCAGAGCCCAUUGCUGUGCAGAAUAACCAGCAGCUGGCACUAAAGGUAGAAGGCGUUGUUCAGCACGGAUCUAAACCAGGCCUCUUCCGCAGAGUUCAGUCUGUGUGUCUGAAUGUUUCCUCCACACUGCAGAGUAAAUCUGGCCAAGACUACAAGAUUCCCAUUGAUAGCAUGACCAAUGAGAUGGAGCAGAGGGUUGAGCCACAUAAUGAUUACUUCAGCACCCAGUUCCUGUUGAACUUUGCUGUCCUUGGAACGCACAGCAUCACAGUGGAGUCAUCGGUGAGAGAUGCCAAUGGCAUCGUCUGGAAGACUGGCCCCAGAACUACUAUGUUUGUCAAAUCCCUGGAAGACCCCUACUCCCAGCAGAUUCGCCUACAGCAGCAGGCCCAGCAGCCUUUGCAGCCACAGCCACAGCCGCAGCCGCAGCCUCGCAGUGCCUACACCCGGUUUUAGCUGUGCUACAAGCAUACUACUGCCACACUGCACAGCCAUCAGACUACAAGAAGAGUCUUCCGCAUGUGCAUUAAGUGUCAAUGUUACAGUGUGAAAUCCAGUAUUCACUGAUAGCUGUAAUGUAACAUUCUGGUGAAGUUGUUUUUGUUGUUGUUGUUGUUGUUUUCUUAAAAAUUUAGUGUAAGAAAUAACCUGGCUCUCAGCCAAAAUAAAAGUGCUUUUUUUUUUUUUUUUUUUUCGAGACAGGGUUUCUCUGGGUAGCCCUGGCUGUCCUGGAACUCACUCUGUAGACCAGGCUAGCCUCAAACUCAGAAAUUCACCUGCCUCUGCCUCCCAAGUGCUGGGAUUAAAGGCGUGCGCCCAAAUUUCUUAAACCCAGUCUUCUGUCUCACACUUAGCAUUUUUGUUGUAUUAUUCUUUGUGGUUGGUGAGCUUUUCUUCUUCCAAGAAUAGUCACAGAUCAUUGGUAAAUUUGACUGUGUCUCUGUCUACCAGAAUUAUUGUGCUGACUGGCCCGACCUGGGGUUUUGAGGCAGGCAGGGAGUACUGUUGAGUCGUGCAGUGCUUGUCCUGGGCUGGAGAAUGAGGCCUUCACAGAGGCCGCACCUGCCUUCUGGUCUGUGGGAGCCUGUGGGCCACAGGCUCAGCGGCCUGCUGCAUUGGCACCUCUUACCCACCUUCUGUCCUGAAGCAAUGUUAGUUUAUUGUUUUGGUCUUUGAUUGACCCAAAAAACAGCUCCAGCUAGAAAGGUUGGAAAUGAAUGUGUUGUUUUUUCUGGUAUGUGACUAGUGUGGACUUCUGAUAUUUUUUUUCUACAAAUGGAAUGUGGUUCACAUAUGUCUUCCUGUUUGAUGUAAAGGGAACAGAUCCUUCCCCGCUCUGGUUUCUACUAGAUGACGUAUUACUCUACACCUGAUGUCUAGACAGCUAUCUCCGAGACGUAACCUCAGCUGGGAUGCUCAGGGAACAGACUCUGGCUAGCCAGAAAAGCCCUUUUUCUACUUGAGUCAUGGUCAGAAACUACAUGACAACACACUGAUUCUAGGUUUGAUUUAACAGUUGACUAUGGCUGCUCAGUGCUUUUGGACCACGGUUAAUAUGAUGAGCUGAGCCUGCCGAUACCCCCUGUGGUCAUUGGUGUUGGGUGCAGUGGGCUGCUAAGGGCAUGAGCCCUGGAUUUCCCUGUGUAAAUAAAUCUCCUAAUUUCUUUGCUUGUGUUUUACCUUUUUUUUCUCUUCAAAGUCAUACUGAUUCAUAAGAGGACUUGACUUUUUUUAAAUGGAGUUUGGUUUUUGUUUUUUCCUGUCGCAUCACCCCAGGGACUGAGAAGUGAUCGACAACUUGGGUUCCCCUGAGGUCACUUUGCUUUGUGAGAUGUUACCUCUGCAUAGCCCAUUCUGCUUGUCAUAGUCUGUGCAAGUCUACUGUAUCCACUGUAAGUGACCUCCCCCCCCAGCCACCUCAGUGCACAUGGUGCACAGUCGGCACUUGGUCAGCGUCUGGGGACUGAUGCCAGAGUGCGAGGGAAGACCCGUGCGGAGCCCGUGUCCUUUGCUGGAUAUGGAAAGAGCUGAGUCAAUGUUCCACUUUGGGCUCAGCAGUGAGUCGCGUGUCUCUGUAGAGUCAGCCUCUUAGCAAAUGACUGAAUUAGGCUAGGUCUCUCCACUCUAACUCAGCUUUAUCAGGCAACUGGAUUAAAAAAAAAAAAGAUAGUGGUGAAGAAAAUUGGGGAAAAUGCCAGAGAUUGAACUUGGUUGAGGACCCAAGUCCCACUUACUCUGUCACCGGCCUGACUUAGCACCCAGAGGAAGACCCUUUUUUUCUUUCUUUCUUUCUUUUUUUUUUUUUUGGAAGACGGGAUCCAGGAUCUCUCUGUGUAGCCCUGGCUGUCCAACCACUUGCUUAUAGACCAGACUAACCUCUAACUCAGACUGCCUCUGCCUCCUGAGUGCUGGGAUUAAAGGCGUGUGCCACCACGCCCAGCCUGUCCUUUUUCACUCUUAAGUAGCUGAUAUUGUAGAGUGAGUUGCAGGUCUCUGGCACUGUUACACAGUAGAUUCCAGAAAGAAUGUAAAUCUAGUAAGACACUCAUUUCUUUUGUGGCCCUCACAUUUUAUGUUAUUAAGAUGUUUUGAUACUUGUGGUUAUAAACUCUUGGAUUCCAUGUACUGUGGUGACCCCCAGACCCCAACAGACUUAGAAAACAAAUAAAAGCAGGUCCUGAU